AUGCCGAUUUACCAAAGGUUCUCGCCUAGUGAAGAUAAAAAGCUCAUUAAUCUAGUUAAUAUUUAUGGAGAUAAUAAUUGGAAAGCUAUUGCUGAAAAAAUGAAAAAUCGAUCUGUUAGACAAGUCAAAGAAAGAUAUACUCUAUUCUUGUCUCCCAAAAUAAAUACUAAUAUAUGGACCGAUGAAGAAGAUGAAUUGCUGAUUAAACUUGUAAAAGAGCACGAAUCACAUUGGAUUUACAUUUCUUCAUAUUUUCAUGGAAGAAAUGAUGUACAGAUUAAAAAUAGAUACAGAAAAUUAAUGAAAAAGAAGCAUCGCACUCAAGAUGUAAACAAUGUUUUGAAUAUUGAAAAGAAGCCACCUCAAUCUUCACAAAAUAUAGCCCCGGUAGAUAGCAACAAACAGGCUGUUAACUGCAUACUAGACCAUGGAGAGCAAGAUUCAAGAUCUUCAAUUUUGUCCAGGAAUAUUGAAGAAAACGGCAUACUUGAUUAUUUCUUUAAUUGUGAUAUGUUUAACUGUCCUGAUUUGUGGGAUCAAAUAACUUUUUAA
This is a messenger RNA of Trichomonas vaginalis G3, 552 nucleotides long. RefSeq names its product RNA polymerase II transcription regulator recruiting protein. The transcript has a single exon. Lineage: Eukaryota; Parabasalia; Trichomonadida; Trichomonadidae. The record is from RefSeq and is a predicted model, not a curated record. Bases 1 to 552 code for a protein of 183 amino acids.